AAAAUAUAGAGGAAGAGAAUAAGAGAAGGAAAUAAGAAAUAAGAAGAAAUGAAAUAGUUAUAUGAAAGUGAGAUGAAUUCAAUUGAAUCAAGUAAAAUAUUUGAAAAAUAAUAAUAGGGUGUAAUAACUAAGAAAAAGUUAAAACUAGAGUAAAGAUUGAAACAGAGUUUAUAGAAUAUAGAGGUAGAAGAUGAAAAAAGGAGGAUGAAGAAGAUUAAAAAGAAUAAAUAAAAUAUUAAGAAGAUAAUAUAAUUUCUUUGAUAAAAUUAAUAACAAUAAUAAAUAGAUUUAUAAAAACUUUAAGAAAUUCGGGGUUCAGAUUGAGAGAUUUUAAAUAAGUAAAUUAUUUAUUUAUUAUACAUUUAGACAAUAGGAAAAAAUUAGAAUAAUUGA
Molecule: messenger RNA, 393 nt
Organism: Paramecium sonneborni
Lineage: Eukaryota; Ciliophora; Oligohymenophorea; Peniculida; Parameciidae
Source: the annotation of a GenBank genome assembly